Messenger RNA from Manis javanica (Malayan pangolin), 2426 nucleotides. RefSeq names its product transmembrane channel like 4 (gene TMC4). NCBI's taxonomy places the organism in Eukaryota, Metazoa, Chordata, Mammalia, Pholidota, Manidae. The record is from RefSeq and is a predicted model, not a curated record. Gene Ontology annotation, cellular component: plasma membrane. Gene Ontology annotation, molecular function: mechanosensitive monoatomic ion channel activity.
CACCGACCUGGCUGCCUGGCCCCGCCCCUCCCUUACCUGGGGCAGGCCCCGCCCCUCCUUUACCUGGGGCAGGCCCCGCCCUGCUGGCCGCUGGACACGGAAACGGUCGCGACACAGCCGCGCCUGGGGCCAUGGAAGAGACCUCGAAGUGGGAACCAGAGGCCUGGAGCCCCUCUGCAGGGUGGCCAGCUUCUCGGGAAUCCAGGGCAGGCCCAUCCCUCUCUUCCGUGCUGAAUGAGCUCCCCAGCGUGGCUACCCUCCGCUACCGAGGCCCCGGGGUGCUGCCCUGGGGGGCACUGGAGGACGAGGAUGGAGAGGGGCGCACCCAGGCGUUCGCCGAGGGCGCCCAAAGGGAACUGCAGGACCCCCACCCCUCCCGGGAGCUGCCCUGGCCCAUGCAGGCUCGACGCGCGCACAGGCAGGGCCAAGCUAGGGACCAAGCGGCUCGUGGCUCGGGAUCCAGGGCGGCCCACUGGACCCUGCUGCUUCGGAGGUCCAGGCAGAAGAUGCGGGAAGGCUUGCGCGCCUUGCAGCCCUGGUCGUGGACGCUGAAGAGGAUUGGGGGCCAGUUCGGCGCCGGCACCGCGUCCUACUUCUCGCUGCUGCGCUUUCUGCUGCUCCUGGAAGUUCUGGCCUCGGUGCUGAAGGCCUGCAUGACGCUGCUGCCCGCCUGGCUGGAGGGGGCACCCCCGGGGCUCCCGGCCCCGAACACCUCCUCGCCCUGCGGCUCCUACAGCCCCGGUGCCCAGGGCCUGGUCACCUUCCCCACCCAUCUCUUCAACUUGCUCUCAGGAGAGGGAUUUCUAGAAUGGUCUCCUCUGUUCUACGGGUUCUACCCGCCCCGCCCGCACCUGGCCGUCUCCUACCUGUGGUCCGUCUUCGCCGUCGGCCUCCUCUCCCUGGGGCUCAUCCUGCAUCGCUCGGUGUCCGGAUUGAAGCAGACGCUGUUGGCCGAGUCGGGGGCCCUGACCAGCUACAGCCACCGGGUGUUCUCCGCCUGGGACUUCGGCCUCUGCGGGGACGUCCACGUGCGGCUUCGCCAACGCAUCAUACUUUACGAGUUGCAGGUGGAGCUGGAGGAAGCCGUGGUGCGGCGCCGGGCCGCGGUGCAGACCCUCGGCCAGCAAGCCAAGGUGUGGUCGGUGCGGGUCCUGCUCAACUUGCUGGUGGUCGCGCUCCUUGGGGCAGCCUUCUACGGCGUCUACUGGGCUACGGGGGCCACCGUGGAGCUGCAGGAGAUGCCCAUUGUCCAGAACAUGCCACUGCUGAAGCUCGGGGUGGAUUACCUUCCGUCCAUCUUCAUCUCAGGGGUCAACUUUGUGCUGCCAGCCGUGUUCAAGCUCAUUGCCCCGCUGGAGGGCUACACUAGGAGCCGCCAGAUCGUUUUCAUCCUGCUCAGGACCGUGUUUCUCCGCCUGGCCUCCCUACUGGUCCUGCUCUUCUCUCUCUGGAACCAGAUCACUUGUGGGGGCGACGCCGAGGCUGAGGAGUGCAAAACCUGUGGCUACAACUACAAAGAACUUCCGUGCUGGGAGACUCGGCUGGGGCAGGAGAUGUACAAACUCCUGCUCUUUGACCUGCUGACUGGCGUGGCCGUCAUGCUGCUCAUCCAGUUUCCACGCAAGCUUCUGUGUGGCCUCUGUCCCGGGGCGCUGGGUCGUACGUUGGGGACCCAGGAGUUCCAGGUGCCCGACGAGGUGCUGGGGCUCAUCUACGCGCAGACGGUGGUCUGGGUGGGGAGUUUUUUUUGUCCUUUACUGCCUCUGCUUAACACGGCCAAGUUCCUGCUGCUUUUCUAUUUGAAGAAGCUCACCCUCUUCUUCACCUGCUCUCCGGCCUCCCGCACCUUUCGGGCCUCCACAGUGAAUUUCUUUUUCCCCUUGGUCCUCCUCUUGGGUCUGGCCAUCUCCGCUGUUCCUGUGCUUUACAGCAUCUUUCUGAUCCCGCCUUCUAAGCUGUGUGGUCCAUUCCGGGGACAGUUGUCCAUCUGGGCCCAGAUCCCCGAGUCUAUUUCCAGCCUCCCUCAGACCACUCAGAAUUUUCUCUUCUUCCUGGGAACCCAGGCUUUUGCUGUACCUCUUUUGCUGAUCUCCAGCAUACUAAUGGUGUAUACCGUGACCCUGGCUAACUCCUAUGGACGCCUCAUCUCUGAGCUCAAACGCCAGAUAGAGACGGAGACCCAGAACAAAGUCUUCCUGGCCCAGCGAGCUGUGGCACUAAGCUCGGGCAACGGGGCUUUUUGAGCGCCCGGCCUCACUCAGACCUAGAUCUGCAUCAGACCCUUUGUAAGCCUCGGCCACAUCAUCAGAAAAGUGGGACAACUGGAGGAGACCCCACGCCCUUCCAGUCUCAGGACUGGGAGGGUUCCAGGGCUCCGACUACUAAGGGAACCCUGCCUAGUAUCAAUAAACGCAGCUGAAUCUGUU